Messenger RNA from Epinephelus lanceolatus (giant grouper), 2636 nucleotides. RefSeq names its product C-C chemokine receptor type 3-like. NCBI's taxonomy places the organism in Eukaryota, Metazoa, Chordata, Actinopteri, Perciformes, Serranidae. Gene Ontology annotation, biological process: positive regulation of cytosolic calcium ion concentration; cell chemotaxis; immune response. Gene Ontology annotation, molecular function: C-C chemokine receptor activity; C-C chemokine binding. Gene Ontology annotation, cellular component: membrane; external side of plasma membrane. The record is from RefSeq and is a predicted model, not a curated record.
GAGUGACUUGAACUCACUGUGAGUCAGACAGCUCUGGCCUUCAGAGUCAGACAACAAGCAGAAGCGUCUCUGCUGGCUAGGCGAUUGUCCUCCUGAUAUUUAAGAUGGCUGCUGAAACUACAACAUAUGAUUACGACUACGAAACAUCCAGCUAUGAGGAGCCCCACGUCUCACCAUGUAAUUUGAACAAUGUCAACUAUCUCGGAGCCCAGCUAUCCAUCCUCUACUACUUUAUGUUUGUCCUCAGUGUCUGUGGCAAUGGGCUGGUCCUGGUCAUCAUCCAUCGGUUUGAGAAGCUGACCACUGUGACCAACAUCUUGCUGCUGAACCUGGUGGUGUCCUCCCUGAUCUUCAUGAGCAGCCUUCCCUUCUGGGGAGUCUACUUGCAGCUCUCCUACUGGAGCUUCGGCGAGGCCAUGUGCAGGAUUGUCGGCACCGUCUACUAUCUGGGCUUCUACAGUUCUGUCCUCUUUCUUACUCUUUUGACCUUCGACCGACACCUUGCAGUUGUGUACUCCUUGACUGCGUCGCAGGUGAGGGGUCGAAGAUAUGCGGUAAUCUCUUGCGCUGUGGUUUGGCUGGUCAGCGGCCUGGCGUGCAUCAGACCCAUGAUUAUCCACACCACUUUUAAAUUUCUGAAUACGACAUACUGUCAGGACUAUCCUGCUUUAAAUUUAACGUCUAUUAAUGUGGGACUGCUGAGAAAAUCUGGAUUUUACAUUCAGCUUAUCCUUUUCUUGAUCUUUCCUCUGGCUGUUAUUAUCUACUGCUACGUUAGGAUCGCUAUCACUGUCAUGACAUCCAAGAUAGUUGCCAAGUUCAAGACAGUAAGGUUAAUAUUUGUCAUUGUCCUGAUGUUUUUCACAUGCUGGACGCCAUACAACAUUGCACUGAUGAUGCAAGAUAAAGCCACUGGAUGUGAGCAAAAGAAAAAAUGGGCUUAUGCUCUUGAAGUCACUCGCGUCAUGGCCUACAUUUACUUUUGCAUCAGUCCCAUCUUCUACACAUUUGUUGGGAAAAAGUUCCAGAACUAUUUCAGACAGCUGCUGGUGAAUCGUUUCCCGCAGUUAAAGAAGCAUGUGUCGGUCAGUCAACAAAGCAGAACCAACAUGUCCACAAAAAGUACACGAAAUGAGCUUUGACUUCCUCGGUUAAAAACAUACUGGUAGCAAUCAAUAUCUACACUCUGGUAAGCUAUGUUGCUCAUAGUUCUCAAGCCGUUUUGUAAGUUGUCCAGUCCAAAUUGAAGCUCCUGUCACGUUUUUAUUUGUCGUCAUGGAACAAAAAAAAAAGUUGACUAAAGAAGUACGUUUAGGUGAGAUACAAAGAAAGAUGGUUCCCUACAGAAAACCACAUCACUCCUGCACUGUAAAUACAAAUUGUUUUGCCUUUUGAAGCCUAAUGGAAAUGUUCAAUCGUGAUGCUCCAGUGAUUUGCAAGGCUUGAUCUUAUUUGGCUUUUCUGUUGUGGUCGUUCAUUUACAGAUAGGUUUUGCUAACAUACUGCCCUCUGUUGGUCAGAAGGUUGAUUAAUGAAGCUCUACAUUAAUCAAGAUCUGUAUGCUGAGUGGCAAUUUUUAAAUUCCCGUGCCAACAUUUCUGUGCAGGACAGCCAUGGUGUCGUGUCCCAGAGUUCUAUGAUCCCCAGCUCUAUCUGCUAUUAAAAUGACUCAUUAAGGAGAUUUUAUGUUCUCAGCAAUGUCUUUCCCAAUCACUCACCUACAUUUUAUAACCUUUACUGGUAUUAUAAUCCUUGAAAAUAUCUAUAUCCAUUCAUUGCUUUGCAAUAUGAACUACAAAGCUAGCCAUUACCGAGAUUAAGAUGUAAUUUGAAUGCUCCAGGGAUGACAUUUUUCUGAAGGCCAGUGUGGAUGUUAGCUUUCUUUCCCUCGUCAUAAAAGUCUAUGGAUUUUCUCCAUUGGAUUAUUGCGGAAUAUAAUCUCCUACAUGUUUAUUUCAUCAAGAAAAUCUUUACAAUAAACGAUAUGCUAUAAACAAACUACAGCACAGUCGCAUGAUUUCAUGUCGCCGCCACAACAAGGCUGUAAAGGCCUGACCUUCUGUAGCCUCAGUUAGCCACAUGUCAGCAAGACAUGUAAAAGCUUCACAAUGACGUAUUUUAUGACGUAGAGCAAAUCAUGAAGCUCUCUUAAGCUUGUGUUAACCACAGACCUUAUUUAAGCCAUCUAACCAAAAACCGUAAGUGCUAAAUCAUAGGCAGCUGACGUCUCAGGCCUCUUGGAUGAGAAAUGAAACGUCUUCAAGAAACUCAAGCAAGUCCAGUUGCCUACGAUAUAGCACUUAAGAUUACCGUGACCUGGGUGAUUGAGAAUCUUCACCUACAUCUAACAGAAAAUCCAUUUAAAAACACUUUGAUUUAGAGACGAGGAAACUAGUAAAAUGCUAACUCAUUUACAUGUUUUCGGACUCAUUCCUGGGGCACUCCAUAUUAGGAGACAUAGGAAUCUGGCGACAUAGACCCUGGGAACGUGGGAUUGACCCCAAUGUGGGUACGGUUAUUAAAGGGAUAGUGCACCCAAAAAUGAAAAUUCAGCCAUUAUCUACUGCAGAGCUACAGGCUACAAUGAGGCUAAAAACAAAGUUCAAAUGAGGUUUUUCCAAACAGCUUUUUAUGUC